AUGGAUGGGCCCGUCGACAAAGGGCGGCAGCAUCAGCUCGUUGGUAUCACCGUUGCUUGCGUUAGUCUUGGAACAAUCAUUAUUAUUGCUCGAGUCUGUACAAGGCUUUUCAUUGUCCGUAGUUUGGGAAAGGAUGACUGGGCCAUGGUACUAGGCUGGGCGGCUACGGUGGGCUACAUGUGCCAGAUACUUCUAUUGGCACGAUGGGGAAUUGGUUUACCUGCCACUGAAAACUCCAUGGAGGAUAUGGUCCGUAUGAUGAAGGUCACUCUCGCUAUCCAGGCCACCUAUUAUUUCGCUGUUGCCUUCAUCAAAAUCUCGAUCGUGCUUUUCUACCUACGUUUAGUGGAGGCCCAGACCGUGGUCCGAAGGUUAUGCCAUGGGACUAUUGCGCUUCUCGCAGUGUUUUUGGGUAUCUGUUUAACGGGCACCCUCGCGCAGUGCGUACCGAUGGAGAAGCAGUGGGAUUUCAUCGGUGCAGUUCCUGGAAAAUGCAUCAAUACAACCGCGUUCUUCUACUCUACAUCAGCAUUCAAUAUCAUCACAGACAUUUGGAUUAUCUGUCUACCCAUCCGAGUCCUCUCCAAGAUCCACCGGCCGCAACGCGAGAAGAUCAUACUCUUCGUUGUGUUCGGAAUGGGUGUUCUUGCUUGUGUUGCUAGUAUAGUACGGUUGUACAGCAUUCGAGUGUUUACUCUGUCACAGGAUCCUUUCUAUGAUGGUGGUCCCGUCAAUAUCUGGUCAAUGGUUGAAAUAAACGUGGCCAUUGUGUGCGCAUCGGUCCCAGGUACCAUUCCCCUUGCCUCUGCCGAUCUAUCAACCCCUCACGAAACGUUUCCGACCACUGGAAGCCCAACUGACCUUUUCGCACAGCACUAA
Molecule: messenger RNA, 879 nt
Organism: Venustampulla echinocandica
Lineage: Eukaryota; Fungi; Ascomycota; Leotiomycetes; Helotiales; Pleuroascaceae
Exons: 7
Coding region: 1-879 (292 amino acids)
Source: RefSeq, a predicted model, not a curated record